GAAAUGCUGCAGUCAGGAUGCCUUGUGGUUUGAGUCCACUGAUCAUGUGCCCUAAGGGGAUGGUGGCAGUGGUGGUGGCCGUGGAUGACGGAGACUGUCAGGCCUUGGCAGGUGUGUCUUUCAGUUCCCCUCACACUGCAGGUUCCUCAAGGAGGAGGGGCUGGAACCCUAGCCCAUCGUCAGGACAAAGAUGCUCAGGCUGCUCUUGGUUCUCAACUUAUUCCCCUCAAUUCAAGCAACAGCCUAGACCAAUUAAAUCAGAAUUUCCAGAAGUGGGAGGACCUGAGCACAGGAAACAAGAUUUUGGUGAAGCAGUCGCCCAUGCUUGAGGCGUAUGACAACGCGGUCAACCUUACCUGCAAGUAUUCCUGCAACCUCUUCUCAAGGCAGUUCCAGGCAUCCCUUCAUAAAGGAGUGGAUAGUGCUGUCCAAGUCUGUGUUGUGCAUGGGAAUUACUCCCAGUUGCUUCAGGUUCACUCAGCAACGGGGUUCAACUGUGAUGGGAAAUUGGGGAAUGAAUCAGUGACAUUCUACCUCCAGAAUUUGUAUGUUAACCAAACAGAUAUUUACUUCUGCAAAAUUGAAAUCAUGUAUCCUCCUCCUUACCUAGACAGCGAGAAGAGCAAUGGAACCAUUAUCCACGUGAAAGGGAAACACCUUUGUCCAGGUCCCUCAUUUUCUGGACCUUCUCAGCCCUUCUGGGCACUGGCAGUGGUUGGUGGAGUCCUGGCUUCCUACAGCUUGCUAGUAACAGUGGCCCUUAGUGUUUUCUGGAUGAGGAGUAGGAGGAGCAGGCUUCUGCACAGUGACUACAUGAACAUGACUCCCCGCCGCCCCGGGCCUACCCGCAGGCACUACCAGCCCUACGCCCCGCCGCGUGACUUCGCAGCCUAUCGCUCCUGACAUGGACGCCUAUCCAGAAGCCAGCCGGCUGGUAGCCCCCAUCUGCUCAACAUCACUGCUCUGGAUAGGAAAUGACCGCCUCAUCUCCAGCCGGCUACUUCAGGCCCCUGUUAGGCCACCAAUGCCGAUUUUUCUUGAGUGAUUAGACCAAAUAUCAAGAUCAUUUUGAGACUCUGAAAUGAAGUAAAAGAGAUUUCCUGUGGCAGGCCAAGUCUUACAGUGCCAUGACCCACAUCCAAACUUACUAUGUAUUUAUUGACUUGACUGAGAAGUUGGGGUAGACAACAAAAAGGGAGUGGAUUCUGGGAGCCUCUUUCCUUUCUCACUCACCUGUACAUCUCAGUCAAGAAAAGUGUAUCCAUGGACAUUUUAGUUGGAGAAGAAAGGCUAGAAAAUCAUUUCUUUUGGUUAAAUAGGUGUUUAGGCUAAAUGGGUGUAAUCUGUGCGUUAGAUGGGGUAAGUUAGAUUGGGGGAGGGAUAGGAAGACAAAUAUUUAAAAAACAUUAAAACACUGUCUCCCACUCGUGAAAUGAGCCACUUAGUUCCUAUUUAAUGCUGUUUUCCUUUUAGUUUAUGAAUUUCCUUUUAGUAUAUCAAUUCUGACCAUAUUUAGUCAUUUUGACCAAAUAAGGGAUUUGAUCAAAGGAGGGAUUCCCUCAAAGCAACAUCAGGUAAACCAACUUGCUUUCCUCACUCCCUGUUUGGGACUUCAGUGUUAAUGUUCACAAGGUACUUUGGAAAGAAUAAAAUAGUUCUCCUACACCAAGAAAGAAUAUGUCAGGAAAUAAGGUCACUUUAUGUCAAAAUUGUUUCAGUACCAUGGGACCUGGUGCAGUGGCUUGCACCUGUAAUCCCAGCACUUUGGGAGGCCGAGGUGGGCAGAUCAGUUGAGGCCAGGACUAGCCUGGUCAAGAUGGUGAAACCCAGUCUAUACUAAAAAUUCAAAAAUUAGCUGGGCCUGGUGGCAGGCACCUGUAAUCCGAGCUACUCAGGAGGCUGAGGCAUGAGAAUUGGUUGAACCUGGGAGGUGGAGGCUGCAGUGAGCCGAGAUCACUCCACUGCACUCCAGGCUGGGCCAUAGAGUGAGAGUCUGGCUCAAACGACGACAACAACAAGAAAACUGCAGAGUUAUUUAAGUACUAUGAAGGAUUAUUUGUCUAAGAGCUCAUUCCAAUCAGAGCAGGCAGAAGCUUUCCUGUUUCAUAUGCUUCAGGAUUGCACAGUUGGUCUCUUUAUUGUUUGUGUGGAGAUCCAAAGUGGGACGCCAAAAGAGCGUCCGUAGGAGAAGUGAGAAAACUGUGACGAAGGGAUGUUAGCAUCCAUUGGAGUGUGAGGGAUGAGUCCCAAGAAGCUUCUUCAGAAGGAGGAAGAACAGAAUGGAAUGAUGAAAUACUUACCAUGUGCUGAGGAGGUGGCCAUCAUUGGGUGACAAUCUUCCAGAAGGUGUCAGGCAGAAGGAGCUUUGGUGAGAGCUCCUUUACAGGGACUUUAUGUGGUUUAGGGUUCAGAGUUCCAAAACUCUGGACUCAGCUGCUCCUGUACAUGGGAGGUCCAUUCACAUGGGAAGGUGUUUUGCAGUGUGUCUUUUGAGAUCAUCAAAGUUCUUAUGGGUCUGGGUAGGGCCUGACCCUGGAAUGACCAUGGAUAUUUUUCUGCCUCCAGUUUGAGUCAACUAGAAUAUGCCUGGGGACCUUGAAGAAUGGCCCUUUGGCAGCCCUCACCAUUUGUUCGUGCUUCAGUUAAUUCAAGUGUUGGAGGAGUUUAGGUUUUAGAGGCACAUAGACUUGGUUCAAGUCUUGUAACUAGUUGAAUAGCCUCAGGCAAGUCACUGCCCACCUAAGAUGAUAGUUCUUCAACUAUAAAAUGGAGAUAAUGGUCACAAAUGUCUCUUCCUAGACUAUAAUCUCCAUGAGGGCAUGGCCCAAGUCUGUCUUUGUUUCUGCCUGUCCCUGACAUUUAGUAGCAUGCCUAACAUAUAAUGUUAGCUACUGGCAUUAUUGCCAUAUAGAUAAAUUAUGUUUAAAAAUUAAACAGGGGAAUAGCCUAAGAAAAGGGGAAUAUUGCAACGCAAAUUUAAACCCACUACGCAGGGAUGAGGUGCUAUAAUAUGAGGGUCUCUUAACUUCCAUCAUUUUCCUGUUUCUUGAAAUAGUUUAUUUUGUAAUGAAAUAUAGGGCACCCCUGACUUUUAUGUAUAGAAAGAGGUCUUUAAUUUUUUUUUCAUUGUGGGAAGGAGGGGUGGAGUAGGAAUCUUGAGAUUCCAGAUAGAAAAUACUGUACUUUGGUUGAUUUUUUAAAUGGGCUUCCCUUUCAUUAAUUUAAUCAGUCCCAAGAAGAUCAAACCCAGCAGCACUUGGGUGAUGAAGAACUGUUGAAUUUACCCUGGCACCUGUGCCACUUGCCAACUUCUUGGGCACACAGAGUUCUUCAAUCCAAGUUAUCAGAUUGUAUUUGAAAAUGACAGAGCUGCAGAGUGUUUAGAAAUGGCAGUGCAAAUAUAUAAAUGCAUUUUUUUUAAUGGAAAGACUUGAUCAAUGGUAAUAAAUGAUUUUGUUUUCUGACUGGAAAAGUAGGCCUACUAAAGAUGAAUCACACUUGAGAUGUUUCUUACUCACUCUGCACAGAAACAGAGAAGAAAUGUUAUAUAGGGAAGUCCGUUUUCACUAUUAGUAUGAACCAAGACAUGAUUUAAAAACAGUGGUUGGAGCAACGCUUUUAUAGUUUCAGAUAUGGUAGUUAUGAAGAAAACAAUGUCAUUUGCUGCUAUUAUUGUAAGAGUCUUAUAAAUUAAUGGUAUUCCUGUAAUUUUUGAUUGUGAGCUCACCUAUUUGGGCUAAGCAUGCCAAUUUAAAGAGACCAAGUGUACAUUAUGUUCUAUAUAUUCAGUGAUAAAAUUACUAAACUACUAUAUGACUUUUAAAUUUGUACUUUAAUAUUGUCUUUCAGUAUUAAGAAAAAUAUGCUUUCAGACUAGAUAUGCUUCGCUUUGACAAUCUGGAGAGAACUUGCUAUUUAAAAGAACUGUGGGGUAAAUCCUUGUAUAAAUCUCCUGUUUAGCCUUUUUUUAAAAAGCUAGACUUUCUGGUUUGUUUGCUUCACUUCAGUGAAGUGGGUACAUUUCUGGUUUGUUUGCUUCACUUCAGUCACAAUUUCCUAUCAGACCAAUGGUUGACCUCUUUGAGAUAUCAGGCUAGGCUUACCUAUGUAUUCUGUGUGAUGUGAAUGCUCUCAAGUUUGAGAGAGAUCCAACUUCAGCCUUGACCUCAUCAGUCCCUCAGGUUAACUAACUGAGCCACCAGUCCUCAUGGCUAUUCUAAUGAGGCUGUUGAUGGUCGAAUGGAUGUCUCAUCCCUCAUCCCAGCCAUCUGCACUGCCAGAUGGGAACUCUACCAGACCUGGAUACUGACCCCAAAGUGUUAAAUUCAACUACAUGCUGGAGAUUGGAGAUGGUGCCAAUAAUGGACCCAGAGCCAGGAUCAUGACUGCCAUAGACUUAUUACUAACCCAGAUCAAAGACACUGACAUAGACUCUCUCAAGAUCUGGGGUGAGGGAGUCUGUUUUCUGGAAAGCCAUUUGAAACUCAGGAAGUCUCUCUUUCCUAUAUGCGUACUUUCUGAAAUAUCCCUACUCAAACAUCACAGGCAUGUUCCUACCUCAGGACCUUAACACGUCCUAUUUCCUCUGUCUGGAAUACCCUUUGGUAGAUGACCUGGCUUGCUCCGUCACCCUUCAGGUCUUUGCUCAAGUGUCAUCUUCUCCCCUAGAUAAACUCCCCAACACCCUGUCCGCUUCCCUUAUUUUUCGCCAUAGCAUUUUACCAUCUCUUACAUCAGACAUUUUACUUAUUUAUUAUGGUUUAUAAGCUCCAUGAGGGAAAUAACUUUGCCUUGUUUCUUGCUGUAUUUCCAGUGCCCAGAGCAGUGCCUGGCAUAUAAUAAAUAUUUAUUGACUGAGUGAAUGAGUUUUACAUGGCCUUAUGAAUUAACGAUCAGUCUAAAGUUUAUAAUCAUGCUUUGAGAGGGAGAGAGCCAGUUCUAUUUUCUACUUUCCUGUUAAGAAGUUUAAAAACAUUUUAUUAAAAAAACAGGAGGUAAAAAUAUACAUAUAGCCAAAUCUGGUGAAAGAAAAUCUGAUGAAUGUAAAUUCAUUUACAUUUUAGAAAUUUUUGUGCAGUGAGGAAAACCAAUACCGUUAGAAAAGUAAUGCCAACUAAGUCACUGUCAGGAAUAAGUUGAUUUUCCAUUGAAGUCCCAGAUUCCCUCUUAAUGGAGUACUGGCUGUGUUUUAAACAUAUCUUUAGUUUAAGACUUCUGAAAAGUUGUCUUUGUAGUUGAAAUCCCAUCCUACUACUGACCUGCUGCUCUUUUUUUCUGAGGUGAUUUUACUCCCAACAAAUUCUGUAAAUGCCUUCUCUGGCUUUGAUUCAAAAAGAACUCAAAAUGGAAAUGCUGGGAACAGAAAAUUCAGCUUCUUCACCUGUCAUGCUCAUAUCAUAGCUGAACACUCUAAUAGCACACACACACACGCACAUGCACACGCACACGCACAGCAUCUUGUGGGUAGGGGAAGGGAAAGGCACUUAAACAACUGACACAAGAGCUGGUCUAAUAAUUCACGUAGCAUCUUCUGUUUCCUUUGUUGUACAUUUUACUCUGAAGGUGACCCAGAGUCAAUUAAAUGGGUGUGCAAUGUUCAUCUCCCAACUGAUUCUUUUCUUUGUUGAAAUGAAGCUUAUUAAACUCAAUAAAGGUAAUUAAACUUGAAAAAAA
Molecule: messenger RNA, 5673 nt
Organism: Cebus imitator (Panamanian white-faced capuchin)
Lineage: Eukaryota; Metazoa; Chordata; Mammalia; Primates; Cebidae
Gene: CD28
Product: CD28 molecule
Exons: 5
Coding region: 85-903 (272 amino acids)
Biological process (GO): positive regulation of T cell proliferation; T cell activation; T cell receptor signaling pathway
Cellular component (GO): external side of plasma membrane; membrane
Source: RefSeq, a predicted model, not a curated record